UGACAAUAUCCUGGUAGAAAUUUUGUGAAAAAAUAAAUAAGAAUCAGAAAAAUGUCAUUUUAAAAAAUUAUUUGCAAAUCGAAGUUGAAAAGUAGUUGUCAAAAUUGGUAAAACGAUGCGUUGGUAUUUUUAUAUAUUUUCACAGUAAAAUUUGUUAGAAAAAUAAUUAUCAGCUCCCAAAGUGUUCAAAAAAUGACGGACACUAAUAAAAGCUCCAGAAAGAAAUCAUCUAAAUCGCAGUCUGCAGAUACUAAUAAAAUAUUGAAAUUCAUGGGAUACUCUAUUGGGAAAAUAAUUGGUGUGGGAACGUAUAGUAAAGUUUGUUUAGCGCAAUUUACUUCAAAAGAAAAAUCUGAAAAAAUGGCAUGUAAAAAAAUUAACAAAAUUAUUGCUGGGGAAGAUUUUAUGAAAAAAUUUUUACCAAGAGAAAUAAGUAUAUUACAAAAAAUUGAUCAUCCUCACAUAAUUAAAGUUCAUAAUGUAUUUGAGAUAAAAGAAGUAAUUUUUAUAUUUAUGGAUUAUUGUGAACAUGGUGAUAUGCUAGAAUAUAUAAGAAAACAUGGACCAUUAUCAGAAGAAAAAGCAAAAUUUUACUUUAGACAACUGAUUAGUGCAGUGGAGUAUCUUCACAGUUUGCAUAUAGCACACAGGGAUUUAAAAUGUGAAAAUGUACUUUUAUUUACCAAAAAGCAUAUAAAAUUAGCAGAUUUUGGUUUUGCGCGGUACUGUGAUUCUCAAAAUGGUACCGAUAUGUCAAAAACAUUUUGUGGAUCUGCUGCUUACGCUGCUCCCGAAAUUUUACAGGGGAUACCUUAUGAUCCCAAAAUGUAUGAUAUUUGGGCUCUAGGUUGUAUACUUUAUGUACUGGUCACUGCAUCGAUGCCUUUCGAUGACAGCGAUAUAAAAAAAAUGAUCAAAACUCAAAUAAAUUGUGACAUCCUUUUAGUCGGUUUUUCUUUAUGGAAAAAUAAUAGUUCUCAGUUAAGGAUACUACUGGGGCGAUUAUUACAGCCCGAGGUUGAAAAAAGGGCUACCAUUAACGAAGUAGUUCGUAGUUCGUGGCUGAAACAGAAAAAAAGUUCUUCAUCUUCUGAAGAUGAGUACUUGGAUAUAAUAAAUAAUUGAAAUAAAUAAAGAUGAUAAAUUAGA
Molecule: messenger RNA, 1149 nt
Organism: Agrilus planipennis (emerald ash borer)
Lineage: Eukaryota; Metazoa; Arthropoda; Insecta; Coleoptera; Buprestidae
Product: testis-specific serine/threonine-protein kinase 3-like
Exons: 6
Coding region: 193-1125 (310 amino acids)
Biological process (GO): intracellular signal transduction; protein phosphorylation; microtubule cytoskeleton organization
Cellular component (GO): cytoplasm
Molecular function (GO): tau-protein kinase activity; ATP binding; protein serine/threonine kinase activity
Source: RefSeq, a predicted model, not a curated record